Molecule: messenger RNA, 1106 nt
Organism: Neogale vison (American mink)
Lineage: Eukaryota; Metazoa; Chordata; Mammalia; Carnivora; Mustelidae
Gene: AICDA
Product: activation induced cytidine deaminase
Exons: 5
Coding region: 388-1011 (207 amino acids)
Biological process (GO): DNA cytosine deamination; cytidine to uridine editing; defense response to virus
Cellular component (GO): cytoplasm; nucleus; P-body
Molecular function (GO): cytidine deaminase activity; RNA binding; zinc ion binding
Source: RefSeq, a predicted model, not a curated record
CUGCCUCUGCCUCUCCCUUUCCCUCUGCCUCUGCCUCUGUCCUCCCUCUGCUCCUGUGUGCAGGCACUCAACAAGUAAGUGUUCUCUCUCUGCCUCCCUCUCUUGCAAAUAAAUAAAACUUUUUAAAAAGCUUACAUAAAAUAUGAAUAACAUCUCAAUUUUAUCUGUCAUCCUUGUUUUGUUAUGAGCCAUCACUCAAACCAAACGAAGCUACUCAUUGCUGCUAAACCAAAUGAAGCACAUCCACGAAGUCCCAGCCUUUGCUCAUGGAGCUUCUGUGACCUGGACAGAGGAUACUGAAGUUUUGACCAGGCGUCCUCCACAUACUCCAAGUACCAUGCUUUCACAUUCACAUCAGCAGCCACCUGAGCUCAUGGCAUUCAGUGGAUGACGCAUGUCAGGUUAUUGCAAUUAUACAAGAGCCUCCUGAUGAAGCAGAGGAAAUUUCUUUACCAUUUCAAGAAUGUCCGCUGGGCUAAGGGUCGCCAUGAGACCUACUUGUGCUACGUGGUGAAGCGGCGGGAUAGCGCCACCUCCUUUUCACUGGACUUCGGUCACCUUCGAAACAAGUCGGGCUGCCACGUGGAGCUGCUCUUCCUCCGCUACAUCUCCGACUGGGACCUGGACCCUGGCCGGUGCUACCGCGUCACCUGGUUCACCUCCUGGAGCCCCUGUUACGACUGUGCCCGGCACGUGGCCGACUUUCUGAGAGGGUACCCCAACCUCAGCCUGAGGAUCUUCACCGCGCGCCUCUACUUCUGCGAGGACCGCAAGGCUGAGCCCGAGGGGCUGCGGCGGCUGCACCGCGCGGGGGUCCAGAUCGCCAUCAUGACCUUCAAAGAUUAUUUUUAUUGCUGGAAUACUUUUGUGGAAAAUCGUGAAAAAACUUUCAAAGCCUGGGAGGGGUUGCACGAAAAUUCCGUCCGACUAUCCAGACAGCUUCGACGCAUUCUGUUGCCCCUGUAUGAGGUUGAUGACUUACGAGAUGCAUUUCGUACUUUGGGACUUUGAUAUCAUCCUCCAAGAAAUGUCACAUAGGAUGAACCAUCUCUGAAGACAGUGGGUAAAAAGACAAUCUUGCAAGCAUUCUGUUUUUCUUCAACUCU